This is a messenger RNA of Toxoplasma gondii ME49, 4179 nucleotides long. RefSeq lists its product as hypothetical. The record is from RefSeq and is a predicted model, not a curated record. Bases 827 to 2833 code for a protein of 668 amino acids. The transcript has 3 exons. Gene Ontology annotation, molecular function: metal ion transmembrane transporter activity. Lineage: Eukaryota; Apicomplexa; Conoidasida; Eucoccidiorida; Sarcocystidae.
CAAGCUUUCAUGGGUGUCUCUUGACGCGUCGAGAUUGAUUGAGGGGACUACUCCGAGUGAUACCUCCCGGGAAAGUGUCGAUUUUCCACGAAUGCUCUCGCGCUCCAUCGAGUUUCUCGAUCCCGAGUGCCAUGGGCACCCCGGAGGUUCUGCACCGCAUGCAUACUGGGAAGGCUUAUUUUCCGCUUUCUCGAUCUUGCAGUUUUCAGGGGAAACGAGAACAGAGACUCCUUGGGGUCAGGGUGGUUGUGUCUGGGUAUUUUCCGUCUUUCACGGACCGUGCCUCCCUGGAAGAGGCCUUGUAAGAAGCCUCCUAACCGCGAACCCGUUGCUGGGCUUCUGCCACCAACCUUUUUCCUGAUUCCAUUUCUGGUUUACAGCGUUGCUUUUUGCUCACGUUUCAACCAUUUUCCGUGCACCUUUGAAGCGGUUCAUUCCCCAACUCCCCCAUCUGGCUGUGCCCGUUUUCAUGGAUCAGAAACCGUUUGAACCGUACAGGUCCUCGAGUUUUUGCCGUGACACUCCAGGCAUACCCUGACCUUAUCGGUGGCAAACCCGUUAACGGUUCUCGCAGAAUCGCACAUUUGCGGGUUCCUCGUGUUCACUCGAAGGGCCUCUAGUGUAUGUACAACUCCUUCCAUGCCACAUCCGGCGGCGGCUGCCCGACCACCCCGGCGGUUACGCCACAUUUUCUUUUCCGCGCUACCGUCCGACAAUCCUAGGCUCGGUCAAAUUCAUUCCUCCACCUUUCCGACUUCUUUCCCGUUUCUCGCUUUUCGCUUACUUUCCCUUGGAAUUCGUGUUUGAGCUUUCGUUCGUGGAAAAAAUGGGAUUCGCCGGAAGCCCUGCUCCUUUCGAGCGGAGAAGCAUAUGUGGGUCUGCGUUUGUCGGUUCCCUUUCGCUUCGGCUCUCUCCUUCGCUUUCGCUUUCAGUGUUGAUUUAUAUUUUUCUCGGCAUCAUCCUCGGGCCUUCUCAGGAUCGAUUGGCGCAUGGCCACAUCCACUAUGCUCCGGAACAUUUCGACUCUCACGUCCUCGCCCGGUUGCCGGAGCCAAAUUUCUGCAAGUGGCUCGAGGAGGAGGGCCACACGGCAUUCGGCUCCUUCGUUGGCGGCCUGACAACCUUUCGUCUCCUCUCGACUCUCUGCUCAGCAAAUCCCGUCCUUUCAUGGACGAAUGCAGAGCAAUCUGGCUGCAGAGGCGACUGCGCUGACGCCGUGGAUUUGGAAAUGCGGCGGAGACUCAUCCGCCCUGCUCCUGCGCGGCGUCUCGCCAGUUCACUUCUCUCGGAAUCAGCUCAUACUCGAAGCGAAACGCGCUGGGUACGAAACCGUGCCUCACCGUCGUCUGCUGUCGAAGCGCAUUUGCCGGGCUCCCCCAGCUCCAGUCCACCUUCCGCCCUCGCCUCUGCUGCUGCUCGCUCUGUUGCAUCUGUCGGGGCGUCUUCUGUGAACUCUGAAUGGGAGGCGACUGAGGCGAAGACGCAAAAUGGGGAGGGGAAAGGUCGGCGAAAACAGAGGAAUCGUGCGUUUUCGGAACAGGCCGAUGAGAGAGGCCGGUUCGCCUCUUUCCGGUCCUUCUGGUCUGCGCUGGUGUCUGCGUUUCUCGUCACGAUCGCCACUGAGCUGGGGGACAGAACAUUCUUUCUCGCGGCGCUUCUCUCGAUGAAGUACUCGAAAGCGAUUGUCUUCGUCGGCACGUGCCUCGCUCUCUUUUUGAUGACGGCUUUCUCCACGGGCUUGGGAAGACUGCUGCACUGGGCGCCGGAUAUGCCGGGGCUGAGAGCGCGUCUUGGCGACUUUCCAAUCGACGCGUGGGUCUCCUGUCUCCUCCUUCUCUUCUUCGCCUUUCUCCACCUGAAGACUCUGUGGGAACCUGAGGCAGCUUCACCAGGACCCUCUCGCGCUCCUUCUUUCUCAGGCAACUCGACGCAACGCGCCCGGGAGCUUAUUGCCUCCGCCGGCAGCUCGCCAAACGCAGUCCCUGUAUCCGGGGUCACUCCACCUCAUGGGGGAGGACACGGGAGGCAAGAAGCCCACGAAGAGAGCAAGGCGACACGGGACGGUUUGAAGGCGGACGAGAAAGACAGCUCUUCAAGAAGCGGGAAGAAGCGGAAAGACGCAGAGCUCGUCUCUUUGGUCGACAGUGGAAAUGGAGAAGGACGCCAAUGUCCGGCUGCGGUAGCGAGAGAAGGAAAGACAGGAGAAGCCAAUCGAACGGGGAGACGAAGCAGCGGAGGCAGCACACGGCCGGAAUGCUCUCCCCUAGAUGCGUUUUCUUUGUCUCUCGCCAUGGGGAACUCCGAUGGAUCUCUCUCCUCAGAGACCGGAUCUGAGAAGUCCUUCUCCCGGGCCUCGUCUGUCUACACCAACCGCAGCAGCGUCGAUGGCGGUGGAGACGGAAAGGGAAGAAAAGAAGGAGAUCAUUUGAAAACCCACAACAGAGAACGUCGUCCGAGCAGACAUGACGCCGUAGACGAAAGUUUCAUUGAAGCAGAGGAAGAACUUCAGAGAAUACAGUACACGCGACUGGGUCUUCGCCCGUCAUCCUUGAAGAUUCUGUGGGAAGUCUUUCUUGUCAUUGGCUCGGCGGAAGUUGGCGACAAGUCAAUGGUGGCGACUGUCGGCCUUGCGACAGCUCAAAACGCCUUCGGCGUCUUCGUCGGAAGCUGCCUGGGACAUGCAGGCGUGACGCUGCUGGCCGUGAUGGCUGGCAUUAUGCUUCAGGGCCGGCUUAGCGAGCGAUACAUGAACGUUUCUUGUGGUCUCCUCUUUCUUGGAUUCGGACUCGUCGCUCUCUUCGACGCCGUCAUGCGACCAGACUCUGGCAAGUAGCCAAGACAAUGAUCGGCAUUUCCCCGUCGUACCCAUAUAUAUAUAUAUAUAUAUAUAUAUGCGAGUGUGCAUACGCGCAGAUGUGGUUCCAUAGUGUGUGUGGGAUUCCCUUUCGCGGGCUCAACCUGUUUAGCGGUUUCAUUGUCUGAGGAUGUGCGUGCGCUGCUACGACGGAACCGUGAAAGGAAGGGAACGAAGGCUGCGGGAGUCCGUAAGUAGAAAGCAACACCCGUGCUGGGUUGUGUCUUCGGGAGAAGUGGAGCUGCCAGAACGAACAAAUUAACAGAGCUGAAUGCACGCAUGCAUCCUCGCGUCUGAACAGCCGGGCUCUGAGGUGUUCGUUUUAUCGGGAUGCCGUUUCGGAGAGGUGGAAGCGCGAGCUUGACACCUCAUAUUGUGGGGAUGAUUCCAAAUAUCCACCCCUUUGUUUCCGUGACGUUGUGCCACCGGCUCUAUCUGCAUGCGCUCGUCUGCGCGUCGGGUUUCUGCCUUUUUGAAGUGUCUUGUUCCCUUUCUAGGCCUAUAGAACUUGUGUGUACGGUUCAUUUUUCAAGGGUUCUUUUUUACAUGCAAAUCAGACAGUCAGCUUUCUAGACGUAACUGCAUCGAAACACACACAACCACUCUUGGGUAGAGCCACGACGCAGAGUUCCCUUGGCAUCAUGCACACUGGGUCAUUCUGCUGGCCUUCGUAGGAGCGGCUUCUUCGCGAAACGGCGUGACAAACACUCACGGUUUUGAGAGACGGCAACAAAAUCACGGGACGUUUGGGAAAAUAAGUGGUUCUGGAGAGAAAUGGAAGAAGUGCUGCUGAGAGUUGCGAGUGCCGCUCUGUUUUGUCUUCCGCUACUCGCUUGAUUUGAGCGCGAAACAGGAUUUGUAUCUAUGGCUGCUUCCCCAGUGACGCCGAACACUCAGCCUCUGCUGUCGUGCAAACGUUGUCUGACGCUUGUAGAGUCGCUUUUAACUCGCUGUCGCAUAAGUUUCUGCGCUAGCAACACCACGCCGUCGGAGAAAAGUUGUGUCAGGACCUUUCGCUUGCCCAGAACUUCCCAGGAAGGGAAGAGGCAGCAGCCUGGCUGUCUCGAAGCUACCUGCGUAUUUGUCGGUUCUGUUCUUCGCUGCGUCACGAGGUUCUGCUUGUUUCCUUUAGUGCGAACGGCAGCGGCAAGACCGGAGAACGAUCUGAUCGGCCAAAACAUCUGUUGUGUGUUUUUGGGCCAGAGGUGGAGUGUCACGGGUCGACGCCGGAACAUAAGUCUCUACGCGAAUGGCGCUUUGUAUUCUAGACGAGUGCUGGACACGAAACUACGUAGUUGGGUGGAAGAAAUAACAGACCCCUCGGG